AACUAUUGGCGGUGCUUUUUGCAAACUAAUGCGGGUCUCCUUUAUGGCGGGUGACAGUUCAAAUUUUGACGUACAUGGGCAAGCGUGACGCCAAAACUCAAUAAAUAUCUGUUUAGUAUAAGGAAAUAGUUAAGUAUUUUGUGUGAGUACAUUUCUGUGUGUUAUAAUAAUUAAGGAAACAACAUAGUGUCUCAAAAGGGGUUUAGCAGUGAGCAGGAAGAUGGCAAAUGAGGAUUAUAACGAUGAGCGUGGAAAGUUGUUUGUUGGCGGCCUUUCGUGGGAAACGACGCAGGAAAAUUUACAAAAUUACUUCACGCGCUUCGGCGAGGUUGUGGACUGUGUGGUGAUGAAGAACAAUGAGACCGGGCGAUCGCGUGGAUUUGGCUUUGUGACCUUCGCGGACCCAGCCAAUGUUGACAUUGCACUCCAGAAUGGACCGCAUGAGCUCGAUGGGCGCACAAUAGACCCCAAGCCAUGCAAUCCGCGCUACAUGUCGAAGCCGCAGAAGGGCGGUGGAUACCCCAAAGUUUUCCUGGGUGGUCUUCCAGCAAAUGCCACUGAGACAGAUCUGCGUACAUUCUUUGGACGCUACGGGAAGGUGAUGGAGGUGGUGAUUAUGUAUGAUCAGGAGCGCAAGAAAAGCCGCGGCUUUGGUUUUCUCUCCUUCGAGGAUGAGGCGUCUGUGGAGCGCGUGACACAGAAGCACUAUGUCAACCUCAAUGGUAAACAGGUAGAGGUUAAGAAAGCCGAGCCGCGGGACGGUGGCUUUGGAGGACGCGGUGAGCGUGGUGGACCACGCCACAUGGGCCCCACAAAUGGCCAAAUGGGUGGUGGGCAUCCCAUGUCCCAUCCCGGUGGUAUACAGUAUCAACAACAAGGCUGGGGUGGACCACCGCAGCAACAAAACUACGGCGGCUAUAACUAUGGUGCCCCAUCGGGACCACAGUCGUAUCAGGGUUGGGGUGCUCCACCACCACCACAGGGUCCACCCCAACAACAACAAUGGGGUGCCAAUUACUCAGCUGGACCGACGCCGAAUCAACCAUACGGUGGUGGCUAUUCCGGCGGGUAUGACAUGUAUGCCCAAACAGGGGCUCACAAUGCUAAUUCCGGAAGCAGUUGGAACUACAACUCCUGGCCACAGGGUGGCUCUGCACCCACACCACCAGAUCCCACCGGUGGACAAGCAGUUGACUACACGGGCUACGGUACAGGUGGCGGUGGAGGUGGUGGUGGCUACAAUGCCUUUGGGAACUACGGUACGGAUCAGAGCUCCUCAUACGGACCCAUCCGCACCACUUACGACACGAAAAAGCAGGGCAUCGCACAAACUCCCUACCAGCCACCCCAUCUGCGGGCUCCCAAAUACAAUGCUUAAGACAUCCUGCGCACUUUUGCAUCCCCCCUCCAACUCCGGCCUCUCCAUGAUUUGUAAUCCUGUACAUUGAGAUGCCCCCAUUUGCACCCACAUCCUGGAACAAUCCCCGCGCGACUUUGCAUCGCAUGGACACCCCCCCACUCCCCCUCCCCGCCCCCACAUAAGGAACAACAAAGAGAUGUCUAAUGAAUAUUAUCUAAUAAGUAAAUUUUCAGAGAAGAAAACAAGGUUAAAUAUUGAUUAUAAAUAUUGAAUGAGCAGAAAAGGUUAAAAAAAAGAGUAAGAGUAAAAAAAAAGGAAACAAGGUAAAGAGAAAAAACUUCAAAAAUUUAUAAUUUUAUCAAAAGAAAAAAAAUUGUAUUAAAAUUAUAAUAAAUAUAAUCAGUAAGAUGGUC
Lutzomyia longipalpis is the source of this 1773-nucleotide messenger RNA. RefSeq names its product heterogeneous nuclear ribonucleoprotein 27C-like. The record is from RefSeq and is a predicted model, not a curated record. The coding region runs from base 221 to 1378 and encodes 385 amino acids. NCBI's taxonomy places the organism in Eukaryota, Metazoa, Arthropoda, Insecta, Diptera, Psychodidae. Gene Ontology annotation, molecular function: RNA binding. The transcript has 2 exons.